Molecule: messenger RNA, 1805 nt
Organism: Camelina sativa (false flax)
Lineage: Eukaryota; Viridiplantae; Streptophyta; Magnoliopsida; Brassicales; Brassicaceae
Product: putative lysophospholipase BODYGUARD 3
Source: RefSeq, a predicted model, not a curated record
CUCCAUAAUUAAUCCCCUAUUCUCAACUGUCGAUAGAAAGUGACAGAGACAGAGAGAAGUUCUAUCUAUAUAUUAUAUAAAAAUACAUUACACAAUUAUCACAACUAGACUUCAGCGCGGAUCUAGUCUUCUUAUAUACAUCUCAUUCUCAGAUAUAUAAAGAAGAAUUGUGUAUCAAACACAACUCGAAGCUUUUGUUGAGGCAUGGCUGUGAUGAAGCUAAGAAGAGCAGCGACUGUAGCAGGGACAUGGCUAAACGAAGCCAUUAGCUUCUUCGUGUUCUGUGUUUUAGACGUCGUUGAUUCAUUUCUUUGUCUCAUCUACAAAGCAGCAGACUAUCUCUUUGAAGCCGAAUGGAAGCCUUGCUAUUGUUUGUCGGCCAAGGAACCCAUCACCACGACUCGAGGGAAGAUCCUCUUGUCUCAAAACGAUGGCGAAUCCAAGAUCCUUACUCUUUCGCGGCUUCAAGAACUCGGCGGACGUUCCAAGAUUGAGCUGGAGGAUAUCUCUGAGACACUUUACACACGUCCUUCUCGUCUAUCGGACUUUUCUAACCUAUCCGUUAAUGAGCUCAAUAAACGGUUCGUUAAGGUUACUCGGUCCGAGUCCGAGUGUAGCGACCAUCAUGAGAAGAAUAAAAGCAGAAGGAGGAAAUCAGUAACGAAGUCAAGCUUGACGGUGAACUUCACGGUAGUUGAGAAGCUUCGGGGAAAGAUCAAACCGCAUAAUUUGAGCCACGAUGUCUCUCGAUGGUCGGAUUGUGAUUGUGGAUUUUGUACAUCGUGGGCCUCUACUAGUGACAAAGAUCAUUCCCUCUUUGUCAAAACUCAAAUCCCAAAUGGGGUGGCGGCGAAAGAGGAUGUUCUGUUCAUACAUGGUUUCAUAUCUUCAUCAGCGUUUUGGACGGAGACGGUAUUUCCAAGCCUGUCAGCCUCCUCCUCGGCUCAUAGACUCUUCGCCGUGGAUCUUCUAGGAUUCGGUAAGAGUCCAAAGCCAGCUGAUUCACUCUACACGUUGAGAGAACACGUAGAGAUGAUCGAGAAAUCUGUCUUACACAAACACAAUGUGAAGUCUUUCCACAUCGUGGCUCAUUCUUUGGGAUGCAUUUUGGCGCUUAGCCUCGCCGCUAGACACGGCGGCUUAGUCAAGUCACUUACCCUCCUUGCUCCGCCGUACUAUCCAGUGCCGGCGGGAGAGACGAAGCCGAGGCAGUACGUGAUGAAGAAAGUGGCACCGAGGAAGGUUUGGCCGCCUAUAGCAUUAGGAGCGUCGAUGGCUUGUUGGUACGAACACGUUAGUCGUACCAUUUGUCUCCUUAUCUGCAAACACCACCGUCUUUGGCAGUUCCUUGCAAAUCUCAUCACCCGUAAUAACAGGACUGUAAACUUUUUAAUAGAAGGUUUCAUGUGUCACACGCACAACGCAGCGUGGCACACUCUACACAACAUUUUAUGUGGGACAGGAAGCAAACUCGAUACGUAUCUAGAUAUCGUUCGAGAUAAACUAAAGUGCAACGUGGCCAUCUUCCACGGAGGUGACGACGAACUCAUUCCUGUCGAGUGUAGCUACAACGUUAAACAGCGGAUUCCUCGGGCGCGAGUUAAGGUUCUUGAGCACAAAGAUCAUAUCACUAUGGUUGUUGGCAGACAAGAUGAGUUUGCCAGAGAGCUCCAAGAAAUUUGGAAGACUUCUUCUAGCUAAAAAUAUGUCUGAUGAAAAUUUGUGAUAGAUUAAUAUCAAUUGUUCUAUGUGUAAUGGGUUGGUAAAAAUAUUUUCAAGAGUUUAUCAUUUAUAAAUUAAGGAAA